AUGGAUUCUUAUUCACUUUCUCGGGAGCCUGGGCACGGGCCCCUUGAUCUUGAGGAAACAACCAAGAGAAUCGACAUUGGCAUACGACCUCUCCCUGCUCCUACCAAGGUGGAAAAUAGUGACGAGCAGCAACUGGCUGUGGCCUUCAGAAUGCUUGAAAGUAGAGAUUUCGCAGGUGCUGAGUCUGCAGCCGUGAAGGGAGUCAAGAUGAGGGUUGGCAAGCACAAAUUCCACCCCGAGCUCUACGCCCUUCUUGCCGAGAUCAAGAUGGCACAAGGACAGGUGGAGAUGGCAUACAAGUAUGCUGAAAAAGCUCUGGAAGGCUGGCAUGCAGCGCGCCAUCCCGAUAACAUCACGACCCUUUCGUACCUUCGAAACUUGCUGGCUUCCCGCCACCUCACGAAUCUUGACUUGGUGGCAGCUCGUCCCUACUUGGAUGUCAUUAGUCCCCAGACAGUCGCGGGUAUGUCCAAGAACGAUGUCACAGAGCACGAUGUUUACAAACUGCUCCAACUUUGCCUCGAGCAAGAACCUUCCCGAAACGCUCUGAAAGACAAGAUCAAGAGCCGCAUUCCCCUUUGCAAACCUGCCUACACCUGGCAGACUCCCUAUGACCCCAAUCACACUGAGCCAGCAAGACCCUUGGUUGACGCGAAACUCCUAUCAGGCGACGGACCGUUUAACCUGUUCCUCGCCGGUCCAGGAGACGGGCGUCACUUCUUCGCAACUGUCAUCGAGGCAGCCAAGCUAGCGUCUCAGAGAAAGAUGGAGAACGUGGAGGCAGUGCCUCAACAACUUCACUUGACCAUCUGUGAUCACCACCCAGCAGCGAUUGGCCGCCUUCUCGUGAUGCUCCAGCUGAUGGAGACAGAGAGCCGCAAAUUUGACGAACAAGACCGCGAGGUCUAUUCCGCCUCGCUGGCUUUUGUCUUCAGCUCUCCCAUCAUCCCGCACCGCGCAGCAGAGGCAGUUCGUGCUGCGGCCAGUCUCGUCAACUACGCUCUACACAAUUGGAACAACCCCAAAGCUAAUUUGUUCCACGACUACAUUCAAAUGUCCAAGUCAACUCGUGAGCAGGUUGCAUCCUUCGUCACCAAAUGGUGGGAGCCAUGCGACCAAGGAUAUUCACUUCAGAUUGUGAACGACACUAUCCUCAAGUCGAACUAUAUGAACCAACUUCAGCAGAACGAUCCGAGAAAGUGGCUUGCUAUGUUUCCCAAUGCCUCGCUCAGUACCCAGGCUGAGACCGAGAUCUCCAACCAUGUUGGUAUCCUUGGCCUCCCAAAAUGCUUCGUCCACCUCGACUCAGACGAUGAGGAAUCUGAUGACGAGGACGAUUGGCCGGCAUUUGGUGGUGGAGACCCUCGCAUCACAGACGAGCAGCUCUACAAGAUGAUUCAACAGUAUCAUGCACUGUGCAAGACCACCACUGGAAGCGCCAGCGCCCGGGAUCAACAGAGGAAAGAUCUCGUCGAUCUCAUGAGAACCCACAUAACUCUUUCGUGGAAGGUCAACGCUACCAUGCUCGCAGAAGACGUGGAUAGAUUCAAAGGUAACGGCCGGAGGCACAAAACUUUUGCUGUGCCCAAGUUUGCGGGCUGCUACGGUGUAGCCGUUCUCCUGUCCGUAAUGGGACUUGUACCCAAGGUCGACCUUGAGAAUCCAACAAAUGCUCUGAAUGCACUCCAGGUCUUCUUCCGGAGCUUUUGGGACUCUUUCAAACAGAUCAGGGGCUCUCUCAAGCUGCACUUCGUACUCGGCGAUGCCAUCGACGUGUUGGAUCAGCUACGUUUGGGCUUGCCCAAGGGCGAACAUGAAAGCGACAACUCUGGUUUUCAAGGCAUUGCAAGCCAGGCCCUUUGCAAAUUUGACAGGGUUGAUUUGUCUAGUGUAGCCGAUGCCUCUGGCGGCCUCAUGGCCAUUUUCCUGACGGUUCCGCAUGUCUUAAAAUCCAGCGAUAAUGGCUUCCAGAUCACGUUUACCGCUUGGGAGGGUACUCUGGAAUACCGCAGUCAUGUCGACUACCUGAACGAGUUUCUCGGGCUUCAGAGGCGUGAGCUCAUCCCCGCCACAUAUGGUCUGACUCUUGACGAGGUCACCCAGAAAUUGGUGGACGAAGCCCCGCGUUCGGACCAAGCAAGGCCCUUGCACAUGGGCAUGCCAAUGGGAUGGAACAAAAUCGAGCUGAAGACACCGCUCACGGUGGCAUCCGGUAAACGAAACCUGAUUGCCAUGAUGCUCGACCAGCAUCUGCUCACCCUGUGUCUUUCGCCUCAUCCACGCAGCACCUUGAACCGCGACAAACGCUGUCAUCGAACCCACUCGCUCAAUCUGUCGUCGUACUUUCGUCUCGUGGCCCAACUCAGCGAUCGUGGAUUGGACCCCCACCUGUUGUUUCAACAGGUUGCCCGAAUCCUCACCCCAGACUUCGAAACGAAGGCUCGCUUCCCCACCGAGAUUUGGUCGUUCAAUGAACCUGAUUACAUGAGCGGCAAGCACAUGGAUCGCGAAUUUACGUGCAUCAACCUUCGUCCCUGGCACGCCGAGCUCAGCACCCUGGCCGUCAUCUGGCAGCGCCUCCUCAACUUCAGCAUCGUCACCAGCAAGCUCACCCUGCAAGACGUUAGCCGCUUUGAGCUGCUGCUUGAUUCAGACAGAGACAUUGAGAUUCCGAACCCCGAAGCGCCAGAGUUUGUCAUCGUCUUCGUCAAAGAACAUGAUCAGUACCUCUUCGACGGGUCGGGUCUCGCGAUGGCACUGGCCCGCGGCGAAUCGCCUGACGAAUUUGAGUUUGCAGAAUUUCUUCGAAACAACAGCCACGUCGUCACUACGUGGAAGUGGGACGGCGAAAAACAAGUAGCGUCGUUCUGGCUGCGCAGCGACGUUGUCGACGACAUGUUGGAAUCGUCGCAUCUGUGGAACGCCUUCCUCUAUCGCUCUGAUGAUUGGAACAUGUGUGUGGACGGCCCGUUUGACAUGGCAUGCAACAUCCUGAGGAAAUGCGAGCCAUGGCUUCAGGGUGAAUGGAAAGAGCCUGGCGAUAACGUGGGCGACUUCCUCCAGAGAUGGGUUGACGACAGAGAUGGCGAUCUCGAGACCGAACAACCCGUGGAUGAGGGCGAGUCCUCGAGCAGCAACAUUGCUACGAAGUAG
Molecule: messenger RNA, 3153 nt
Organism: Verticillium nonalfalfae
Lineage: Eukaryota; Fungi; Ascomycota; Sordariomycetes; Glomerellales; Plectosphaerellaceae
Exons: 4
Coding region: 1-3153 (1050 amino acids)
Source: RefSeq, a predicted model, not a curated record